Hemicordylus capensis (graceful crag lizard) is the source of this 6251-nucleotide messenger RNA. RefSeq names its product pyruvate dehydrogenase phosphatase regulatory subunit (gene PDPR). NCBI's taxonomy places the organism in Eukaryota, Metazoa, Chordata, Lepidosauria, Squamata, Cordylidae. Gene Ontology annotation, molecular function: protein binding; oxidoreductase activity. Gene Ontology annotation, cellular component: mitochondrion; mitochondrial matrix; cytoplasm. The coding region runs from base 255 to 2897 and encodes 880 amino acids. The record is from RefSeq and is a predicted model, not a curated record. The transcript has 19 exons.
CAUGGACGUACGGCAGCUGGCGCGCCGAUGUCGUAAAGCGCAGGCGGGAAACCGAGGGACGGAAGAAGGAAGAAGGUCGCGGCCGGCGCGGGGUCCGCGCAGCUCGUCAGGAUCUGCUGUGAGCUUUGGGGUCCACUGACUGCUCUCCAUGCAGUCGUGUCUGUCUUGAGUAGUGCAGUAGGUUUGCCUCUGGGACCAAAAUUCUCUGGCAGCAGCCCUGGGGCUCUGGAGAGACUUGAAGGGCCCUUGUCAAGAUGUUCCUCCGGCUGUUGUCGGAUGUCCAGUGGCAAAGAGCCAGCCCAGGAUGGAGGAGCCUCUCCGGCGCCCGCCACAGCAGUACCAGCGGAGCAGAGCCUCACCUGACCCCCCUGCCAGCACAAGCCCAGGUGGUCAUCUGCGGGGGUGGAAUAAUGGGCACGUCAGUGGCCUAUCACCUCUCCAAGCUAGGAUGGAAUGACAUCGUCUUACUGGAGCAGGGCAGGCUGGCUGCUGGCUCCACCAGGUUUUGUGCAGGGAUGGUAAGCACGGCGCGGCACCUCUCCAUUGAGCUGAAGAUGGCAGACUACUCAAACAAGCUGUAUCAGCAACUUGAGCAAGAGACGGGGAUCAAAACUGGUUAUGCGAGGACCGGCUCUAUCUCGCUCGCUCAGACGCAAGACCGGCUGAUCUCCCUCAAGCGCAUCGCCUCGCGGCUCAAGGUCAUGGGGAUCCCCUGCGAGCUCAUCCCUCCAAAGAGGGUGGAGCAGCUUCACCCGAUGAUCAACAUUCACGACCUGGUGGGGGCCAUGUACGUGCCGGAAGACGCUGUGGUUUCCUCUGCUGACGUGACCCUCGCUCUGGCCACAGCUGCCUCCCGGAACGGUGUCCAGAUCCACGAGCGAACAAGCGUUAUCCAUGUCGUGGGCCAGAAGGGCUGCGUGGCCGGCGUGGAGACCGACAGAGGACCCAUCGAGUGCCAGUAUUUCGUUAACUGUGCUGGGCAGUGGGCUUACGAGCUGGGCCUUUCCAACGAGGAGCCGGUCAGCAUCCCGCUGCACGCCUGUGAACACUUCUACCUCCUGACACGGCCCUUGAAGACGCCGCUGGACAGCAGCACACCAAUUAUCGUGGACCCUGAUGGACGGAUCUACAUCCGCAGCUGGCAGGGGGGCAUCCUGUCAGGGGGCUUUGAGAAGAACCCCAAGCCUAUCUUCACCGAGGGCCGGAACCAGCUGGAGAUACAGAACCUGCAGGAGGAUUGGGACCACUUUGAGCCGCUUCUGAGUGCCCUGCUGCGGAGGAUGCCGGGAAUGGAGGCCCUGGAGAUCGUGCAGCUGGUGAAUUGCCCAGAAUCCUUCACUCCAGACAUGCGAUGCAUCAUGGGAGAGUCGCCUGCUGUGCAGGGCUACUUCGUCCUGGCUGGAAUGAACUCGGCCGGCACAUCCUUUGGCGGGGGAGCAGGCAAGUACCUGGCUGAGUGGAUGGUGAACGGCUACCCCUCCGACAACGUCUGGCCACUGGACCUGAAGCGCUUUGGCACUUUGCAGAGCAGCCGCACUUUCCUCCGCCAUCGCGUCAUGGAAGUGAUGCCCCUGAUCUAUGACUUGAAAGUCCCCCGCUGGGAUUUCCAGACUGGCCGGCAGCUGCGCACGUCACCUCUCUAUGACCGGCUGGAUGCCCAAGGAGCGCGGUGGAUGGAGAAACACGGCUUUGAGAGGGCAAAGUUCUUUGUGCCGCCUGGGAAAGAUCUGCUGGCCCUAGACCAGAGCAAGACCUUCUACAAACCAGACUGGUUUGACAUCGUGGGGGCAGAGGUCAAGUGCUGCAAGGAGGCGGUGUGUGUCAUCGACAUGUCCUCCUUCACCAAGUUCGAAAUCAGCUCCACGGGGGACCAGGCCCUGCAGGUCCUGCAGUAUCUCUUCUCCAAUGACCUGGAUGUACCAGUUGGACACAUCGUGCACACGGGGAUGCUCAAUCACAGCGGGGGCUACGAGAACGACUGCAGCGUGGUCCGCAUCAACAAACGCAGCUUCUUCAUGAUUUCUCCCACAGACCAGCAGAUCCAUUGCUGGGCCUGGCUGAAGAAGCACAUGCCUGAAGAUAGCAACCUGCUCUUGGAGGACGUCACCUGGAAGUAUACAGCUCUCAAUCUGAUUGGCCCACGUGCCGUGGAUGUCCUCUCAGAGCUGUCCUAUGCACCAAUGACCCCAGAGCAUUUCCCCUCUCUCUUUUGCAAGGAAAUGAGCGUGGGCUAUGCCAACGGCAUCCGUGUCAUGAGCAUGACACACACCGGAGAGCCAGGAUUCAUGCUCUACAUCCCAAUUGAGUACGCCCUGCACGUGUACAACGAGGUGAUGAGCGUGGGGCAGAAGUACGGCAUCCGGAACUCGGGCUACUACGCUCUCCGCAGCCUGCGCAUUGAGAAGUUUUUUGCCUUCUGGGGCCAGGACUUGGAUGCGUUCACCACCCCUCUGGAAUGUGGGCGCGAGUUCCGGGUUAAGCUGGAGAAGGGCACCGACUUCAUUGGGCGGGAGGCCCUGAUGCGCCAGAAGCAGGAGGGGGUGUCCAAGCGCUUCACCAUGUUCAUCCUGGAAGACCACGACACGGACCUGGACCUCUGGCCCUGGUGGGGGGAGCCCAUCUAUCGCAACGGCCACUACGUGGGCAAGACCACCAGCAGCGCCUACAGCUACACCCUGGAGCGGCACGUCUGCCUGGGCUUCGUCCAGAACCCGCACCCGGACACGGGCGAGGAGCAGCUGGUGACGCCCGACUUUGUCAACCAGGGCGAGUACGAGAUCGACAUCGCCGGGCAGCUCUUCCAGGCCAAGGCCAAGCUCUACCCCUUCAGCUCCCUCCUCAUGCCCCCCCGCCGGCGCAAAGACGCCAUGGAGUUCAGCGGCUUCCAGGGGAAGUAACGCCACCCGGCCGGCAGGAGCGAUGCCCAACCUCUGCUGCUGCUGCUGCUACAGAAGGACUCUGUGUAGCCUUUGGGGUCUGUUACAUUUUGUACAUCCUAGACCAGGAGUGGGUGGCCUUGGCUUUGCAGCUGGUGCCGGACUGCGUUGUCGGUCAGCAACAGCGGGAGAGCCAAGGUUGCCUCUCCCGUUCUAGAUCUCCUCUCUCUCUCUCUCUCUUUCUUUUUCUUCCCCCUGAUAUACACACUCCUGUCGCUGCGGUCCCAGCCACUCAGCUCCAGGCCAAAGGGCUCUGUGGGGUGGAGAAGUGAGCGCUUGCUCUCCUGAACACGAGCGCUCUCUGUAACAAGGAUCCCCAGAGGUGGCUGGCUACAACCCAGCCAAAGGCUGUUGCAGCUGGGGAUGAUGGGAGUUGUAGUCAGCCGCGCCUGCGAAUCCCGGUUGCAGAGAAUACUGCUGAACCCGCCCUAAGAGCGCAGGAUGCAGCCUUGCAGGACCUCCUGGGUCUGCUUUCCCUCUCCUUUUCGAUAGCACUUCGCACCCCCUGCUCUUGCCAGCGGUGCAGGAGCAGGGACACCUCCCCUCCUCUCCGCCUGCAGCGCUCCUCUCUCGGUGCGCUCUGUUGCUGGAGGGGGCCCCGGAGGCCGGCUGCUCCAGAGCUGUCCCUCCACAAGGCAGACUUGAGCCGGUCUGAACAUGCGGAGUCGCUCAGGGGGUUCUCGAUGGGGUUGGACAGCAGCUCCCAUCAUGCUCAGCCACAGUGGGUUGCAGCUGGCGAUGAUGCUCCUUGCAGUCCAACAGUGGCUGGGUCCUCAAGAGCGAGGAUCCCUGGUGGAAGGGUGCUGAAAGAGAACUGUCUGGUGGUGGUGUGGGGGCCUCUUUCUUCUGCCGUGUCUCCUCCUCCGUGUCUGUGAAUUGCACUGCCCAGACAACGGCCUCUGGACUUGCUGCACGCAGGAUUCCCCCUCCACCACUUACUCUUUCCGCUCUCUGGGUUUGUUGGUUUCUUUCUUUGUUUUGCUCUGUGUGUGUUCCAUCUUGGGCUGCCCGUGCAAUGUGUGAGAUUCUCACCGAAGCACUGCAGGAGCCAAACAGCCUCGCCCUGUGUGUGUCCAGCGGCUUGGUGUCUGGGACCGAGCCCCUGCUCCUUUUAGCAAAGACCUAUCCCUGGCUCCUCUUCCUCCGUCGUCCCCCUCCACGUCGUGUGCGUGAGGUGGCUCUGUAACUCAUCUCUUCUGCCCAUCUGGGAAGCUUGUAGACCCAGAGUGGCUGAGCAUCAUCCCCAGGAGGGGUUCUCAGAUCUGGGUCCUUAGCUGAUGUUGGACUACAACUCCCAUCACCCUCAGGCCAUUGUGGCUGAGGAUGAUGGGAGUUGUAGUCUAACAAGCACUGGGGGCCCAGGUUUCAGAAGUCCUGCCAUGCAAUGUUUUUGUUGCAGCUGCUUUUUCUGGUAGAGAGUGUCAGUAACUCCAGCCUGCUUCCACUCCUCGGUUGGCAAGAAGGCCGGAGAGGUCUGACUGUAAACUCCCCCUUGACUGGACUUAUGUGCAGGGGGAAGAGGCUUUGUCCCCACCAGAAAGGGUCUGCCUUGCCCUGGCAAAAUAGAGGCAGAAUCCAGCCUUGCUUGUGCUAGUUGCUGGAAGGCUGUGGCUUGACACCUGCCAGGCAUAACCUCCCCACAAAGGCAGCGGCACUGUCUGUGAAACCCCCGGGGCUCGUUCACAUUACCCUAAAGAGGGUCGGAGGAGCCCCCAGCCAGGGCAGGAGAGCUGUGCCCGCUCUUGACCGCCAGUCGUCCAUUUGCAAAGAUCUGGGGAGGAGGGGAGCAUGACCGCGAGGAGCUGGCCUCCCACAGCCUGUCCCUUGCGUUUUACCGAGGUGGACAAAAGGUGGUCCUGCCCAGCUCCCACGUGAUCACUCCUUCCCCUCCUCCAGCCUUGAGCACACGACUGCCACUCGCAAACACACAGCCGCCACUUGGGAGCAUGCACGCAGCUCUCCAGCCCUGUCUGGGCACUCCUCUGACCCUCUGCAGGGCUGUGUGGACAAGCCUACGGACCUCUGCCCUAGCAAGGACGUUGGCCCCGCUGGAGCAAAGACCGGGCCUCUCCUCCGUUUCCCCCCUUCUCUGCCUUCUGAAACCUUCCAUUUAGGCCCUGGCAGAGGCUGGGCAGAUGGCACGUUCAUUUCCUUCGCCAUCCCCAGGAGUUUCAAAGAGACGCUGCUUCUCACGCUUUUGCCUCCAGUCAGACAGGCGGUCUGGGUUUUUCUCUUUCAAAAACCUGCAAAAGCCUGUUGGACCAGAGGCAGCGGUGCAAUAGAAGAAAUGUGUGUUUGCCCCACGGAAAGGGAAUCUUCUGCCAAAUCACUCCCAGCUCUCCGGGGCCAUGUAUGAUUCCAUCUGUUAGCAAACUAGAAAUGGCCUAAUUCGGAGUCCACCUAGAAAUGCACUUUUGCAGGCCAGAGUUGAGGUCGGUCACAAAGCUCAGACCCUUGCUUUUACGUGGAGCCCGUCUUGUGGGAUCUGGGGUCUGCUGGCUGCCUUCCUUUCCCCCAGCCCCCUUCCAGUACAGCUCUCCUGUUCUGGCGGAUUCUCUUUCUCCCUCCUGCUUUUCCAAACAAGCUUGGGGGCGGGGGGAUGCCACAACGCGCCAGGCUUCCCUCCUCGCCCCCCCGGAGGCACUCCUUGAGGAUUCUCGGAUGCACUUUAGUCAUGUUUUGUUCAUUCUGACCUUUAACGCCGCCCUCCUUGAUCAGCCGUUCCUUCCAGGAACAAACUCCUAAGCUGGUGGAGGGUGUUUGUAUUACUAUUAUGAUUCAUAUCCUUAUCAUUAUUGUUUUUAAACGGAAAGCUCUUGCCCGCGUCGCUUCUGUGGAACAGGCUCUAGAGAUGCAGCGCUGGGCAAACGUCUCCUCCCCUUUGGAGUGCCUUACGCUCAUGAAUGUGACCCGACAGACCUGGCUCCUUCCCACCCCACCCCACCCCACCUUCUUGACUCCCUGCUCGCCUGCCGUAGCAGUGCGCCGUGGCCAGGGAUCGGGAUACUUCUCACCCUCCCUGACUCAUUUGGGAUGUGGACGCCGUUCGCAGCUCUCGCCUGCCUCUCUGCAGAGGGCGCUUCUCUUUGGCCGACAGAAAGAGGACCUUGUCACAGCCACUGGCCACUUUUCUGGCAGAAGCCAAUCCUGAGAACUCUCAGUCCAAAGCGCACACGGCGGCCACCUGUGUCUCAUCCUGUUUGCCAACCAGGGAGCUGCAUCUUCACCAUGCAGCAUUUCAGCCGAUAUUUCCUGUUCCGGGUUGAAUUUUCAACGCUGCCUGGUUUGUAUCUCAAUAAAGAGUUGUUUUACCUA